CCCGCGGUGUGACGGUAGAGAGCCGGUGAGCUGAGCCGGGACUGGGCUUCCCUGCGCGGGUCAGCAGAUGGCGGAGCUGCGCUGUGGACCGGACCCCUCUCUAUAACCCGUAGUAGCAGCAGCGGCUCCGCUCUGAAUCCGCCCCCAGCCUCGGUUCUGUGUCUUUCAGCGCAGUUUAAUGAGCGGCUCGUCCCCGCGGAGACUUACACCACCACUCUGGAGCGCCUGAAUGGACAAAUAAGGGGUACCUGUGUGCGCUCGGACUCCGCCGCCAUGGACAUCACCAGCCGCUGCACUCUGGGUGACCCCAACAAGCUGCCGGAGGGCGUGCCGCAGCCGGCCCGCAUGCCCUACGUCUCGGACAAGCACCCGCGCCAGACGCUGGAGGUCAUUAACCUGCUGCGCAAACACCGGGAGCUGUGCGACGUGGUGCUGGUGGUGGGCGCCAAGAAGAUCUAUGCUCACCGCGUCAUCCUGUCGGCCUGCAGCCCCUACUUCAGGGCCAUGUUCACCGGGGAGCUCGCUGAGAGUCGCCAGACGGAGGUGGUCAUCCGCGACAUCGACGAGCGCGCCAUGGAGCUGCUCAUCGACUUCGCCUACACAUCACAGGUAACUGUGGAGGAAGGUAAUGUACAGACCCUGCUGCCCGCCGCCUGCCUGCUGCAGUUAGCUGAGAUCCAGGAGGCCUGCUGCGAGUUCCUCAAGCGGCAACUCGACCCUUCCAACUGCCUGGGCAUCCGGGCCUUCGCUGAUACCCACUCCUGCCGAGAGCUGCUGCGCAUCGCCGACAAGUUCACCCAGCACAACUUCCAGGAGGUGAUGGAAAGUGAGGAGUUCAUGCUCCUGCCGGCCAAUCAGCUGAUAGAUAUUAUCUCCAGUGAUGAGCUGAACGUGCGCAGUGAGGAGCAGGUGUUUAAUGCGGUCAUGGCCUGGGUCAAAUACAGCAUCCAGGAGCGCCGGCCACAGCUCCCCCAGGUCCUCCAGCAUGUCCGGCUUCCCCUCCUCAGCCCCAAGUUUCUAGUGGGAACUGUGGGCUCAGAUCCACUAAUAAAGAGUGAUGAGGAGUGCAGGGAUCUGGUGGACGAGGCAAAGAACUAUCUUCUCCUUCCUCAGGAGCGCCCCCUAAUGCAGGGACCUCGCACUCGCCCCCGGAAGCCCAUCCGCUGUGGGGAGGUUCUGUUCGCCGUGGGAGGAUGGUGCAGUGGUGAUGCUAUCUCCAGUGUGGAGCGUUACGACCCUCAGACGAACGAGUGGAGGAUGGUGGCCUCUAUGAGUAAGCGGCGCUGUGGCGUGGGCGUCAGCGUGCUGGAUGAUCUGCUGUACGCUGUCGGUGGACACGACGGCUCCUCCUACCUGAACAGCGUGGAGAGGUAUGACCCCAAGACUAACCAGUGGAGCAGUGAUGUGGCGCCAACCAGCACCUGCAGGACCAGUGUGGGCGUGGCCGUGUUGGGAGGGUAUCUGUACGCCGUCGGUGGACAAGACGGUGUUUCCUGUCUCAACAUAGUAGAAAGAUACGACCCGAAGGAGAAUAAGUGGACCCGGGUGGCCUCGAUGAGCACGCGGCGUUUAGGCGUGGCGGUGGCGGUUCUGGGGGGGUUCCUGUAUGCAGUCGGGGGUUCAGAUGGCACCUCCCCCUUAAACACAGUGGAGCGGUAUAACCCUCAGGAGAACCGCUGGCACACGGUGGCACCUAUGGGCACGCGGCGGAAACACCUCGGCUGUGCCGUUUACCAGGACAUGAUCUACUCUGUGGGGGGGCGGGACGACACCACGGAGCUGAGCAGCGCCGAGAGAUACAACCCCCGGACCAACCAGUGGUCUCCGGUGGUGGCCAUGACCUCCAGACGGAGCGGGGUUGGUUUAGCGGUGGUAAACGGUCAGCUGAUGGCGGUCGGGGGAUUUGACGGCACAACCUACUUAAAAACUAUAGAAGUGUACGACCCGGACGCUAACACCUGGAGGCUGUACGGGGGGAUGAACUACAGGAGGCUGGGGGGCGGAGUCGGGGUGAUUAAAAUGACUCACUGUGAAUCACAUAUAUGGUAACACUCAGCCACCUUUGCCCCGCCCCCCCAUAGAUGCCUCACCAUAGCUUGUGCCUCUCAUUGACGCGUUUCUGAUUCAUGAAUGAGAAAAGACUUCAUGCAUAAGACUAUGACCUCUCAGCCACUGAGAUCGCUCAGCCACGGAUACACACCUGCCCCUGCCACCCCCACCUGCCCCUGCCACUCCCACCAGCCACUUCCACCUGCCACCCCCGCGGGCAGCUGAUCUGAGAAGACCCGGACUUCUGCCGCCGCUGGUUUUACAGUGCUCCUCACCCUCAGCCCCGGGCCCGAGCUCACGUGUUCCACCGGCGGGUCACGCUCGCGUUAACGAUGCACUCCUCCUCCUCCUCCUCCGGACGGAUCCGUACUGCCAGUCGUCCCGCUCUCGCGCUGAGCUGGAUCUGCGAGAGUUGUGAGAGCUGCGCGAGUCGGCGCCGUGGUCGCGUGUUGAUGAUAUGAACAGUACUGUGUCUGAAUGGUGUUUUGAUCUGAUGAAUUUGAUGCACUGUGAUGUUUAUUUUUUUUCCUUCACUUUUUAUUUCUCUCUCUUUUAAAAGAUCGUCCAUCUGCCAGAACGUUCCCACUGAUCCGGUGAUGCAUGCUGUUCAGUUUAGUGGUGCUAAUCAGCGGCCGAGUUCAGACUUCCAGCCCAGAUCUGAUUUAGGGUCUGUUUAGAUUUAGGUUGUGUUCAGAUUGGAGGUGGUUUCAGAAGAUUAUAAUCAGAUUGUUGGAUCAGAUUUCAGUUUGUCUUUGGUGUUAAAUCUGCAGUGAGGGGAGUACAGGGUUAGUUACUGACGGCGUCCUCCAUUAUAAUCGUGAAGUCCAAACACACACAUCCGAUCUGAUCACCUACAAAUAACAGUCUGAACGGAGUAAACUGGAGAAACAUGUUUUAUUUUUUAUAAUCAGACAGAAAGCACAUGAAAUCUGCAAAAUUUUAAAUUUGUGCAAAUUGGAUUAAAACCACAUUUGGAGGAGGUUCGAAAAGAUUCUGAUCGGAUUUCAGUUUGUCUAUUGCAUUAAAAUUAAACAGAUGAUUCACAGUCAGCUAGAAAUCUGAUUUUUGCAAAUUGUAUUCAAACCAAAAUACUGAUUAUAAUUAGAUUAUCAGAUCGGAUUUCUGUUUUUUGUAUCGAUCGUUGCGUUAAAAUGACAACCAACCAGGAGUGCAGGUUAGUUACAGAUGCCUUCCCUCGAUUAUGAUUGAUUAAUUAUGAUUGUGAAAAAUCUGAUCUCAGCAGAUCUGAUUGGAGAAAUUAGUCUGAUUCUUAUAUCCAGUCGCAGGAAGUGAACCUUUUUAAAGCCGGUCUUUAAACUCUUCAGACUAAUGAAGGCCUUUGUAAAAAUCAGUGAGCGAUUAAUUUUUGGGUUUUCAGCAUUUCAACACUAGCACUCCUGCUCACUCUCGUUCCACAGGAAGCGCUGCUGAUUUAUUCGUGCACUUUAUUAUUAUUUUUUCUUUUAAGACGUUUGGUCACGGUUAUUUUAAACACAGACAUGUCAACAGUUAAAAUUCAUUCAUUUAUUAUUAUUAUUAUGCAUUUAGAUUGCAAGUUUCCCAACUGAAUAAAGAUUUGUGAUGCAUGUGAUGCAUACUGACGUGCUGAACUUCACCCUGACUGUUUAAAUGGGCUUAAUAUUAAAGAUAAUAAAAGAGCAGUUUAUAAAAAUGUGGAAAAUGUGUCC
This is a messenger RNA of Astyanax mexicanus (Mexican tetra), 3737 nucleotides long. RefSeq names its product kelch-like family member 20 (gene klhl20). Gene Ontology annotation, molecular function: protein binding. The record is from RefSeq and is a predicted model, not a curated record. Lineage: Eukaryota; Metazoa; Chordata; Actinopteri; Characiformes; Acestrorhamphidae. The transcript has 12 exons. Bases 274 to 2049 code for a protein of 591 amino acids.